AUGAAGACUGUAACAUCAGAGAAGAUAAUAGAACGUAUCGAUUCUCACUUUUCUUCACAUGGGUAUCCAAUUGGUUUGAAAUCGGACAACGGUCCUCAGUUCAUUUCAGAGGAGUUUGAAAACUACCUAGAAGAGUGUGGCAUAAGACAUAAACAUACAACCCCCUUAUGGCCUCAGGCAAAUCGAGAGGUAGAAAGACAGAAUAGAUCUCUCUUGAAAGUGUUGAAGAUAGCACAGCUUCAGAAACGCAAACUGCACAAGGAGUUAAAUAAGUUCCUUCUAGCAUAUCGGUCUACACCGCACACGACAACAGGAAUGUCCCCAGCCGAAGCAAUGUUCAAAAGAAAGUUAAGAACAAAGCUUCCAGAAACAGGGGAAAACAGGUUGAGAGAAGAUGACAGAAUGAUAAGAGAUAGAGACACUGAACUAAAACAGAAAUCAAAAGAUUAG
Messenger RNA from Saccoglossus kowalevskii, 450 nucleotides. RefSeq lists its product as uncharacterized. The record is from RefSeq and is a predicted model, not a curated record. Lineage: Eukaryota; Metazoa; Hemichordata; Enteropneusta; Harrimaniidae.